This is a messenger RNA of Nilaparvata lugens (brown planthopper), 1329 nucleotides long. It is a transcript of the gene Mocs2B, whose product is annotated as molybdopterin synthase catalytic subunit 1. The transcript is spliced from 4 exons. Gene Ontology annotation, biological process: Mo-molybdopterin cofactor biosynthetic process. NCBI's taxonomy places the organism in Eukaryota, Metazoa, Arthropoda, Insecta, Hemiptera, Delphacidae. Gene Ontology annotation, molecular function: molybdopterin synthase activity. The record is from RefSeq and is a predicted model, not a curated record. Bases 409 to 930 code for a protein of 173 amino acids. Gene Ontology annotation, cellular component: cytosol.
GUCCAGUCUCUGUUCUCAGCUCUUCACAUUUCAAGUCUUUAUAGUAGCCAAUGUCAAUAGUGCCGCUAAUCAUUACGUAAUAAUUCUCCUACUGAUAAUAUUGUGAGCAAGCGGACCAUGCAUUUUUAACCGACCGUGAUGAAAGAGCUAGUUUGUGUCAAAGUUAUUCUGUUUGCUAAAGCUAGAGAACUAAGUGGUCAGAAGGAAAGUGAAAUAUUUUUAGAAUCUUCUUUAUCAAGUAAUAAGUUAUUGAGUGAAAUAGUUGAACAAUUCACUCUUGAACCUAUCCGAAACAACGUGAUUCUUGCGUUGAAUGAAGAGUAUGUAUUGCCCGAUUGUGAUGUAACGUUAAAAUCAGGAGAUACAUUGGCUGUAAUACCACCUUUAAGUGGAGGUUGAUUAUUCAUCAUGGAUUACCUGAAGCUAACUGAUGAUGUGCUUACUCUCGAUGAUCUUCUCAAAACAGUAAGCUCUCCUGAUUGUGGGGCUGUGUCCUUUUUUGUUGGUACGACUAGAGACAACUUCAAUUCACUCAAGGUUAAGCAACUAGUGUACCAAGCUUAUGAAUCGAUGGCCUACAAGGUAAUGAAAGUGGUUUGUGCCGAUAUUAGAAAGAGAUGGCCUGAUGUCAAACAUAUUGCCAUAUAUCAUAGGUUAGGCGAAGUGCCAGUAAUGGAAGCCAGUGUAGUUAUAGCUAUUUCAUCACCCCACAGACAGGCCAGUCUGUCAGCGGUGGACUAUGCAAUUAACACUCUUAAAUCUUCUGUGCCCGUUUGGAAAAAGGAAGAGUAUGAAGAUGGAGACGCUGCUUGGAAAGAAAAUAGUGAAUGUCCAUGGUCGACGUCAUCCACAAAACCAUCAUCAAAAUGCAUUUCAGAUGAAACAAAAUGUUCGUCAGAUGCAUCGAAAUUGUGCAAUAAAACUAGCUAAUAUUAGAUAGUUGAAGACAUUGGGCCGAUAAGACCAAUAUUGCAGGAUCAACGUCAUAAAUAACUAAGAUAUAAUUUCAAUUAGGAAGUGGAGUGAAGAUUGAGGAUUGUUAAGAAAUACAUUUAAAAUUGGGAUGAAUCCAUGGGAAAAGUAGAUGCCAAUAAGAGGUUAAUUAGUUAAAUUGAGCAGAUCAAAGGGACAGUUCAUUGUUACCCCUAUCCAAUUUUGAAUACGGGGUAAUGUAUUAUUAAGGCUGUGCAAAGGCUAAAAAUAAACUUUCUACUGGUGAUAUUUUUCAAAGUUUUUCAAUUUGUAUAUCAUCAAGCUAUCAAAAUGAAAAAGUUUUCUCGGGAAAACAUUUUUUUCCGAUCAUUACUUUUUGAGAUAUGAGCGCCUAAA